AUGGCUUCUGUACGACAAUUUGAAGAUAAAGCAUCACUUGGUCAAGAUCUUUGCAAAUAUAUAGCAGAGAAAUCUUCUCAAGCUAUCCAAGAUCAUGGAUUUUUCACCAUAGGCUUUUCAGGUGGUAGUUUACCUUCUAUCGUUGGAAAUUCCAUCCAACAAGUAUCAUGCGAUUAUGGACACUGGCAGGUAUUGCUAUGUGAUGAGCGUUAUGUAUCAUUAGAUGAUAAAGAAAGUAACUAUAACGCAUACAAGCAGCAUAUUGGUAGAAAAUUACCUACACAAGUUGGCGGUGAAAUUAUUCUAGAUUAUAGUUUACCGCUAGAAGCAGCAGCAGCUGAUUACGAAAAGAAGUUGCGUUCACUCUAUCCAGGCGUUAGCAUUCCAUCUCUCGAUUUAUUAUUACUUGGUAUGGGACCUGAUGGUCAUACGUGCUCUUUGUUUCCAGGCCAUUCUUUAUUAACAGAAACAAGUUCACUUGUUUCCUUCAUUUCGGAUUCUCCUAAACCACCACCGCAAAGAAUCACUUUAACCUAUCCCAUUAUUAAUGCCGCAAAAAGUGUAGCUUUCGUAUGUACUGGCGAAGCAAAGGCUGAUGUCUUGAAAAAGAUAAUCUGUGAUAACGAUCAGUCAUUUCCAUCUGCAAGAGUAAAGUUAACCAACGGUGAACAUAUUUGGUUUCUCGAUCGUGGCGCAGCUAGUAAACUACAAUAA
Molecule: messenger RNA, 714 nt
Organism: Trichoplax adhaerens
Lineage: Eukaryota; Metazoa; Placozoa; Uniplacotomia; Trichoplacea; Trichoplacidae
Exons: 1
Coding region: 1-714 (237 amino acids)
Biological process (GO): carbohydrate metabolic process; pentose-phosphate shunt
Molecular function (GO): 6-phosphogluconolactonase activity
Source: RefSeq, a predicted model, not a curated record